AUGAACAACUUCUCCUUCCUCGACUCGGGCCCUAACGUCAACAUGCCGCGCGCCGCUCCCUCGCCGAACCCCUCGCCCACCGGAUCGCAGCCAAACGGCAUGGGCGGCGCGGGCGGACAGCAGAACGGCAUACCGAUGGUCAACGGCCUACCGUCGGGCGGUCAGCAGACGGAUAUGAAUCACCUGUGGAGCGUGGUGCAGCAGCUGAGCCAGGUGCUGGAGGAGAACCGCGCGCAGACGCUGGGCAUUGUGAACGGCGUGCAGGCUAUCCAGGCAAGGGCUGCGGAGGAGGGCGGCGUUGGGGGCAUGGAGAUUAGAGAGGUGAAUGGCGAGUUGAAUGCCCGCGCCGCCGAACUCGCCACCCUCCAAUCCCAACUCUCCGCCUCGCAAAAAGCCAUCACCGACCUCUCCGGCACCAACACCGCCCUGCACUCCGUCAUCACCGAGUACGAGCAAGCGCUCAAAACCAUCGUCGAAAAGGUGCACCCCUACGCCUACGCCCAGACCGGCGCCAUCCUCUCCCUGCACAAGCACUACCAAGCGCUGCUCGAGCAGGAGCGCAACACGUCGAUGCAGUUACGGCUGGAGCACGCAGAGUGGCAGGCAGGGCUGGGCCGGGUAGCCGAGUACGCGAGGAGCGCGCUGAAGUUGCAGGCGGAUGCGGAGCGGCCGCUGAAGGCGGAGAUUAAGGAGUUGAAGGAGGAGAAUAGGGUGUUGAGACGGUUAGCGGGGUGGGAGGAGAGGGCGGAUAGCAGUGAUGAGGAAGAGGGGGAGAGGCCUUGA
Molecule: messenger RNA, 783 nt
Organism: Trematosphaeria pertusa
Lineage: Eukaryota; Fungi; Ascomycota; Dothideomycetes; Pleosporales; Trematosphaeriaceae
Exons: 2
Coding region: 1-783 (260 amino acids)
Source: RefSeq, a predicted model, not a curated record